AAUAGGAUUCCGCAUUGUCUCCUAAAGCCUGCCCCCAUGGGAUUUUAAUGGGCAGAGAUUAGGUAAUGGCGACGGGUUUGUUGAAGUACUAUAAUAUGGUGUGGGAAGUAAAGACAAAGGACAUGCCCAACGCAGUGCAAAAAGUCCAAUUGGUAAUGGAAAAAAGGUCUACAGUAAUAAAUGAUUCAUUGGAAAUGCUAAAGUGCAAUGAACGUAUUCCAUCUUCACCAGGCUAUGAAUCCUCUGAUGAUCAUAUGGAACUUGACGAUCUUCCAGAACUGCAAGCCGUUCAGGCUGAUGCCACAUCACCUGAGAUUUUCCACCUAGAUGCAAAUAUUUCACAUCAACAAUAUACAGUGCCUUCAUGGAACCAAAAUACCUCAGAUAUGCCUGAAAGUGCCUAUCCAUAUGACAAUGGGGUCAAUUGGCUGACAGAGCUGGCUAACAUAGCAACAAGCCCUGAAAGUCCCUUAAUGCAAUGUUCUUUCUACAACAGGUCAUCACCAGUUCACAUAAUUGCUACCAGCAAAAGUUUACAUUCCUAUGCCCGGCCUCCACCUGUUUCCCCAGACAGAGAGACCAGAACCUCCAAAAGUCAUUGGAAGGAGGAGCCAUCAGUCAGACACCAACGAGCACAUAGUGAAUCGGAGUCUGGCAUAUUCUGCAUGUCCUCAUUUUCUGAUGAUGAUGAUUUAGGAUGGUGCCACUCUUGGCCUCUUACUGUUUGGCAUUGCUUUUUGAAAGGCACACGUUUAUGCUUUCACAAAGGCCGUAAAAAGCAGUGGCAUGAUGUAGAAGAUUUUGUCAAAAUGGCACAUUAUAGAAAUGAGCGUGAAAUGACAGCAGGAACUCAUAAGGGUUAUGGUGCUGAUGGUUUGAAGCUGAUCUCCCAUGAAGAGAGUGUCUCAUAUGGAGAAUCGGUCCUGCAACUUACUUUUGACCCUGGUACAACAGAAGAUGGCUUGCUCACAGUAGAGUGCAGACUGGACCAUCCCUUUUAUGUUAAAAACAAAGGUUGGUCAUCUUUUCACCCAAGCCUAACUGUGGUUCAGCAUGGCAUUCCCUGUUGUGAAAUCCAUGUUGGUGAUAUAUGUCUACCUCCUGGACACCCAGAUGCCAUAAAUUUUGAUGAUUCCGGUGUUUUUGAUACAUUUAAAAGUUAUGACUUCACCCCAAUGGACUCUUCUGCAGUUUAUGUGUUAAGUAGUAUGGCACGUCAGCGCCGCGCUUCCUUAUCCAACGGAGGGGCGAGCAGUCCAGAUUCGGAGAGAUCUGAAUAUAGCAAGGACUGUACGUCUCCAAGAUCUUCACAAACUUCCUACUCUACAUUAUUUAACAAAACUGGCAGGAGCCACAGCUCAGGGACUGCAAACUCUGUGAUUGCCACCUCCCCAAACAAGUGCAAAAGACCAAUGAAUGCCUUCAUGCUUUUUGCCAAAAAGUAUAGAGUUGAAUACACUCAGAUGUAUCCAGGAAAAGAUAACCGAGCCAUAAGUGUGAUACUUGGUGACCGAUGGAAGAAAAUGAAGAAUGAGGAAAGGAGGAUAUACACGAUAGAAGCUAAAGCUCUGGCUGAAGAACAAAAACGUUUAAAUCCUGACUGUUGGAAAAGGAAAAGAACAAAUUCGGGUUCACAACAGCAUUAAACAUGAAUGUUGACAGAUAUUUGUGUUGAGUUUUUUAUGUCGAAUGUGCUAUACAUCUGGAUGGAGGAAGAAAAUCUGGCAUCACAAUGUCUUUUUGAAUUUGUGUGAUGAUACAAUAAUUGGUAUAAUUGUCAAGAGAAUGACGAGUGAAGGUUUUCUUUUUCUUUUUUUUUUUUUUAAACAAAAAAAAAUUAUAUAUAUAUAUAGCAUUAAGUAUGCAAAAUAUCAAUAUUUAAACCAAAUUGCCUUAUUUUUGGAAAAUUAUCUGGUAACCUAGGCUUGAAAUUUGUUAUCCUGUGGUGCUAAAAUGAGGUGUGUAUUAGAACAUUGUUUAAAAACAGACAGGUAAAAAGGGGAAUUUAUAGACCAUAUAACUGCUGUUUAUUGACCCUACUGCUUAUUAAUAUGUAUUGCACAGAUUUAAUUAUAUUUGGACGUCGGAAUAUGUAAGUUUCUGACGUGACAUUUUAAUGCAAAGUGCAUAUGCACUAACUGACUAUCCAGCACCACUCGGCUACAUUACAUUAUAUGGCAAGUCGAUCGUUGGCUUCUUUGUGAACAGGAGUCUGGAAUCUAUUACAGAAUCCUCCAAAUGUUAUUGAAAAGCAUAACUGUUUAGUGAUUUAGUUGGCUGCAGAAGCUACAGGUAGAAUUUUAUUUUGCUACAGAAAAUGUCAUUUAUGAUGAGGAGGGGGAGGGGAACGACUUUGCACUUAACUCUGGUGCAACACUCGCACUUUACUUUUUCCUGCAACUGUCAGAGUGAACAGAUGCAUUUAUUUUUUAUUAUUUUUGUUACAGUGGCAUAGCUGUGACUUGCUGCAAUCAUGGCUCUUCGUGCUAAUAUUCAAGAAUCACGGCUGUAAAACAAUGUGUCUGACAUGUGUCAUCAUAUUGCCCCUAUAAUUUUUGCACAUUAUAUACUUGUAUAUUUCAAAUAAAUUUGUUCAAAUGA
This is a messenger RNA of Pelobates fuscus (common spadefoot toad), 2601 nucleotides long. RefSeq names its product HMG-box transcription factor 1 (gene HBP1). The transcript is spliced from 11 exons. Gene Ontology annotation, biological process: regulation of transcription by RNA polymerase II. The coding region runs from base 66 to 1646 and encodes 526 amino acids. NCBI's taxonomy places the organism in Eukaryota, Metazoa, Chordata, Amphibia, Anura, Pelobatidae. Gene Ontology annotation, cellular component: nucleus. Gene Ontology annotation, molecular function: protein binding; RNA binding; RNA polymerase II cis-regulatory region sequence-specific DNA binding. The record is from RefSeq and is a predicted model, not a curated record.